Paramecium sonneborni is the source of this 1055-nucleotide messenger RNA. The record is from the annotation of a GenBank genome assembly. Lineage: Eukaryota; Ciliophora; Oligohymenophorea; Peniculida; Parameciidae.
AAAAAAUGUAAGAAAGUGUCAUAGUAUGUCCUUAUUGUAAAAAUUAAGCCUUUUUUGAUCCAAGAUCAUCAUCAAGUUUUUGUAAAUCAAAGCAAUGCAAAGGAGUAGUUAUUGAAUAAGGAAAAAUUACAUAUGAAAAUGAGGUUAAUUUACAUGAAGCUGAUGAGCCUGGAAAAAAGUAAACUAGAUUUGGAGGAUAUGAAAAUAAAAGAGAAGCCUUUAAAAGUUAAAUCUGUGAAAUGUUAGGAAAAAAUGAUUCUAAAUAAAGAAAACAAUUUUAUGAGAAAUUUGAAGCUGGAGAACAUUUAAUCUAGAAAUUUUCAAACAUUUUUAAAAUGAAUGAAGCAUUUACAAAUGAUGCUAUUUCUAAAUAUAGAACUUUAAUGUUUGAUUUUGUAAAUGAAGUAUAAUAGCAAUUAUAUAUUAUAGAUUGCCAAUAAAAGUUUUUUAGCUUUAGCUGUAUUAGCUUAUCAAAUAAUCAUAUUAGAAAGAAAAAAUCAAUAAAAUCAUGAUUAAAGAAUAAAUAAAAUUACACCAGAUUUAAUGUUGAAAUAUUGUACUGUUACAUCCUAAUAAUUAGAUUAAGUUUCUAAGGCUGUAAAUAUGAAAGUAUUAAAUAAUUAAAUAUUUUUAUAGAAUUCAGUUGACCCAUAAAAACAAGAUAUUUGUCAAUAAAUUUUACAAAGAAUUAAAGAACAUAAAUUACCAUUUAAUGAAUAUGAAAUAAUGGGAAUUUAUGAUAUUCCUUCAAGACUGUUGGAUAAAACUGUAAUUAAGGGUGAAAAACAAUCAACAAUAACUUGGUAAUUAUUGAAAAUUAACAAUUUAGUGUUGUUGAAUAUAUGGUAGCUUAAUUAUCUAGUAAUCCUGAAUUAAAUAAAUUAACACUUGAUUAUUUGGCCUAAUUGAAUGAUGUAACUAAAGACACUGCCAAAAAAUUAUGGAAUACAAUUAUUGAUCAUUAAGGUUUGUAAAAUCUUAUAUGCAAAUGGUAAGGAUAAAGACCAAUAUCAGACCUCAAACAUAUAUAAUGAAAAAUUAUUAUUAUUACAAGA